CACACAAAACGAAGAAAACAAAGAGGAAAAAAGAAACACACACACAAAAACACAAAAACACACCGUUUCUACACAGUGCAUUUGAAAGUGUAAAUAAUUGAGGGCACAAAACUUGGCCCUUAUGAGGCGUGUGCGUGUGCGUGUGCGUGUGCAUGUGUGUGUGCCUUAAUUUGAUCAAAAAGGCCAGCAAUAUGUCCUUGCCCUGCAGUAAUCACAACAAUUUGCAACAGUUGUUGUCGCCACAGAACAUAAAUCUGCAUUUGUUUAUCAACUCAAGGGACAACAGUCUAGAUUGAAGCCCGUACAAAAAGAGACUCUGAAAAGGUUAAAGAACUGCAAAUCCACACGGCCACAGAAUGGCAGCAGCAGCCACAGUCAGCAGUCACUCGGUGGCGGAGGCGAAUGAGGGCAAAGCGGAUCUGGUGUGCGAGGAGUGCGAUUAUUAUGGCUCCACGGCCACGAUACUUAUCGAUAGCAGCACUCAAACGGACGGCGAUGAGGAGGAGGAAGAGGAGGAGGAGGAGGAGGACGAUGGUGAAGCGGUGGUGAAGCCCGUUAGGACCAAAUUGGCGCAAAUUGUGGAGGAAGCCGAGGCGGAAGCGGAGGCGGACACACCAGCCACCAAUGGCAUGCGAAAUAUCGAUAGCGAUAGUGUUCGUUGCCCUCCACAUGAUAGUAAUGGCAUCGAUAACGAUAACAGCCUAGAUAUCGAAACAAAUAACGUGAUUGGUGAGGGCCAUGCCUUGGAGGAGGGAAAUAUUGAGGCCGAAGAGGAGCACAUUCCAAAACCCAGUGAAGAUCGGGUGGAAGAUAUGGAAGCCGAAGAAGAAGUGGAACGGGAAGAAGCACAGGAAGAAGAGCAGGAAGAAGAGCAGGAGGUGGAGCUGGAGCUGGAAGAAGUCGAUGAAGACCAAGAUCAGAUCGAUAAUGUGGCCCGUCUCACAGGACUUGCCCUAGAGAUGGGCUAUGCCCGCAUCAUAGACUACGAUAACUUUCGCAUCAUCGAACAUGUCAUCGAAAGCGACGAUGAUGCGGAUGCGGAUGGGGAGGUGGCCCAAGAACCGGCAGCCAGUAGCUCGCAGGAACUGCAGCAGGCCUGCCACGAUUUGGUGACUUUCAUCGGUGAAAGUUAUCAGGUAAUCGAUAGGUCAGGCAAUCACGCCCACUACCAAUCGCCAGCCAUGGUGCCGAUAGUCGAUAACAACAACAAUAAUCGAGCAAGCAACGACAGCCGUGUGGCCCCAGCGACGGGCCGUAAGCAAGCGAAUGGAAUGGCUGGAACGGAGCAACUAAAUCAAAAUCCCUCCACAAGCAGCACAGCCGCUGUGGCAGCAGGGGCCGGGUCCACCAGCAGUGCCCUGAUUAAGGCAUAUAAAUCGAAUCUGACACCAUUGGCGCCGCCCUUUCAGCCAGCCGCAUUGAAGGCCAAGCAACAAUCGGCUGCAGGGGGCACCACCAGCAGCACCAGCAACAUGUCACUUGCAACGACAACCACAUCGCAGAGCAGCUCCAGCACCAGCACCAGCACGCUCUAUGCUGCUUACGAGCAGACAACGGUCUACUAUCAGCAGCAAAUGAUGCCAGUGCCGCAGCAGCAGCAGCUCCCACUCUUGCAACAGCAACAGUUGUCCCCCAAGCAGCAGCAACAGCAACAACAUUGUGCUCAACAUGGUGGCAUGCCGCACAUUCAUUUGCCAGCGGGCACGGGAAAUGGCGCCCAAUUGCUGCCCGUGCAAUUGAUUACCUUGACGCCAACAGCAGGAGGCGCUGCAACGGCAGCAACAGUAGGAGCCACCGCCCCCACAGUGGCUGCAACAGUCGCUAACGGGUCAUCAGCGGUGGCAGCAGCUCCGACAGCGGCAACAUCUUUGACUGGCGCCGCUUGGCCACUUGUGGAGGCGCCAAUUUACAUAGACAUCAAUGGGGAAUAUCGUAGCUUUUGCCCGGCACAUGGACCACCAGCAGGGACGGGGCCAAAUGGCGCCAUAGCCCAUCACCAUCAUCAUGGCCAUGCCCAUGCUCAUUCCCAUGCCCAUCCGCACGCACAUCAUCCCCAUGCCCAUGUCCAUGCCCAUGCCCAGGCCCAUGCCCAUCAUCCCCAUUCCCAUCUGGCACAGCAGCAGCAACAGCAGCAGCAGCAGCAGCAACAGCAACAGCAACAUCUUCAUCAUCAUCAGCAGCAACAACAGCAACAGCAGCUUCAUCAUCAUCAUCAGCAACAUGGCCAACAUCAGCAACAUUCGACGGCAGUGGCCGCUGUGACAAAUGCAGCAGCCUCAGCGCCUCGUUUGUUGCUGCAACUGGACGUUGCAACUGUCCAGCAACAGCAGCAGCAGCAGCAGCAACAGCAACAGCAACAAAUCGUUGCCGCUGGCAAACGCAGCAAAGUUUAUCGAGGUCCCGCAACCGUUCAAAUGGUUUCCCAGAGUCGACCGCCGCCACCGAUGACGGUGCCCGUCCAGGUGCCGCAGUACGUCAGCGAGAACGGGACUGUGACCCACGUGAUGCUGUCGCCGCAGCAGUACCAACAGCUCCAUCCCGGACAGGGACACCUCCAUCCACAGCCAUUUAUAAGCGCCAAUGGUACAGCGCAUUUCUAUACGCCGGCAAUGGCCGGCUAUCCACCAGGUCCUGCUGGCAACGGACCACCGCACUAUCAUCUGCAGCAGCCACAGGGUGCACCGCAGCAGCCACCGCCCAGUGUGGGAGGCGGAGGGGGACCGCCGCCACCUGUGAAUGCUGCACAGCAGCAGCCGCCGCCAGUCCACACACAUUCCCCGCACUCGCCGUCGCCGCCCAACUAUCGGGAUGAGCGCAGCCAGAGGCAGCAUACGAAGCUGCUGCGGAAGCUGGAGAAGCAGAGGGAGUCCAAUCCCGCCUUGUCCACGCCCACACAUUCGCCUUCGCUGAGGGGUGUCAACGAUCUGAAUGGCCAUCACACCAACAACAACAACAUUCCGGUGGGUGUAUUGCCCCUGCCACCGCACCUCAACAAUCAUCAUCACAUGAACAACAACAGCCACUUGCACAACAACAACAAUCAUGUGCGUCGCCUCGCGCAGCAGCAGCUGCAGCAACAACAGCAGCAGCAGCCGCCGCAGCCGCUGACGCAGAGGAACGGCAAUCCCAAUGCCACGCAAGGACCAGCCACGCCCCUGCCCCAGCGAACGGGCAGCAGUGUGGGCGGCGCCAGCUCGGUGGGCACAUCGGAGGAUGGCGAAGACAACUCCAGUCUGGCCGGAGAGGAUGAGGAAGACUACCAGUCGACGAUUGUGGAGCAAAUAUCGGCGAUUGAGAAGCCCGAGGUGAUUGACGUGACCUCGAAGGCAGCGAAAAUCAUCUGGGAGUCGCCCGUCAUCACCGAUGCCUUGCUCAUCAAUAUGCACGAGCUGCACUACCAGGUCCUGCUCAGCGACUCGGGCAAACAGUGCAAAUACAAGAGUCUCUAUCGAGGCGAGGCCCACGAAUGCAUUGUCCAGGAUCUGCAGCCGGGACAGGACUAUCUGGUGCGACUGCAAGUCCACUACCAGAAGCUGCAGGGCACCGUCAGCGAGCCGACAGAGUUCCGAACGCCAGCCUGCGAGCCGGAGCCGCCGCUGCCCCCCAAACUGGUGUCGCGCACCAAGAGCUCCAUUAAUCUGCGCUGGGCUGCACCGCCUGCGAAUGGCGCAACCAUUCAGCACUAUCUGCUGGAGUACGACGAGGGCAAGGGCCAGCCGCUCAAGUUCGUGGAGCUGGCCAAGAUCAAGGCCAAGCACUAUGUGAUCAGCAAGCUGCAGGCCACGACUGUCUACAGCUUCCGCCUGGCCGCCGUCAACGAGGUGGGCAAGUCCCCGUACUCGCUCAUCAGCAGCUACAGCACCGCGGGCAAUCCCCCGGCCGCGCCCAAGCCCCCGCAGCUGCACUCGAGCAGCCCCAGCUCGCUGAAGCUGUUCUGGGAGAGGCGCACCCAGGACGGGGACUUCCUGCUGCAGCUGCAGGAUGCAGAGUCCGGACACGGCUACCUGAACACCUACAAGGGUACCGAUCUCCACUACGAGUGCCUGCAGCUGCGCCGGGCGUGCAGCUACCAGUUCCGUCUCCGAUCCGAGAACGAGGCCGGAGUCUCGCCCUGGUCGCCAGAGGUCAGCUACCGAACGGCCGCCGAGCGUCCGGGCAGGCCGGGCAAGCCGAGUGCCAAGGGAAAGAUCCAUGGCACCCACUUCAAGGCGCGCUGGGACACGCCCUCGGACACCGGCGGAGCGAGCAUACUUCGCUACCAUCUGGAGCUGAGUUCGGGGCCCGUUUUCGAGCGCAUCUACAGCGGCUCCGAGUCGGAGGCCAUGUGCGAGCGCCUCCAGCCGGGGACCACCUAUCAGCUGCGUGCCUGCUGCGAGGGUCCCGCCGGUCAGAGUCCGUACUCGGACAUCGGACAUGUCACCACAGAGGCUGUGGCCCCGGCGGCCCCGCCUCCGCCGUACUCCAGUGACCCGCCCUCGCCGUAUGCAGCACUCCUGAAGCUCCUCCAGCCGGACUACAAUGGCGGCGCCCCCAUCCUAGAGUUUGAGGUUCAAAUGCGCCGCUUGGAGCAGGUGCAGCCACCCCACAUCGUGUACAGAGGCAAGCAGGCGUACUUCGUGGCCCAGGAUCUGGUGCCGGGCGGCAUGUACGAGGUGCAAGUGCGAGCCAUCAAUCGCAUCGGAGCCGGCAACUGGUCCCAGUGGAUGAAAUUCACGGCCGCAGCAGCCGCACCUGGCGUACCCGAGGAGCUGCGAGUGCUGGUCAAGUCGGCCACCCAUCUGAGUGUGAGCUGGCAGGCGCCGCUCCACGAGAACGGAGCCCCAGUCACCAACUACAUCCUGAAAAGUGCCAGCCAAGAGAAGCGCAGCGAGGAGCCGGACCAGGACCAGGAGCCCCUGAGAGAGCCACCCAGCACGGAGUUCCACAACUGCUACCAGGGAGCACAGACGUGUGCCGAACUGAGGAACCUCGCACCCUUCACACGCUACUUCUUCCGCAUCCUGGCCAGCAAUGCCGCCGGCUCUGGCUCCGCCUCGGAGGUGGUGAGCGUAAGCACCCCGGCCGCCGUGCCCGGCGCACCCCAAAUGCAGGGAUACGAGUUCACCGCCCAGGAGGUGACCCUCAACUGGACCCAGCCGGCGGCGCACGGCUCCCCCAUCUGCUCGUACAACAUCGAGUACGGAGAGCGGACCAUUGCCACACCGGAUGCGUGCACCCGGUACACAGUGACGGGCCUGAUGCCCGAGACCAGCUACAAGUUCCGCGUCCAGGCCGUGAACGCCAUCGGAGCCGGAGCAUUCAGUGCCUAUGCAAAGCUGACCACGCAGCCGGCGCCACCAGCUCCACCGCGCCUCGAGUGCAGCGGAGCGGGCCACAACUACAUCAAACUGAAGUGGGGCGAGGGCGGACCGGGCGGCAAGACCAAUGGAGCAGCUGCCGGCGGAGGCGCCGACUUCACCAAGUACUUUGUGGAGAUGUACGUGACCCGGGCGAAGCAGUUCCAGGCCGUCUACUCCGGCACCAAUUGCAUGUGCAAGGUGCACAAGCUGCAGGAGCGCAGCAGCUACACCUUCCGCAUCUACGCCCACACGGACAGGGCUGGGGACGGCGACUACUCCGAGGACUACGUGUUCGAGACGAGCGCCACGCUGCCGGCCAACAUCAAGCCGCCGCGUGUGGUGCACGAGAACAGCGUGUGCCUGAUGGACCUGCCCGGCCAGUUGGGCAUGCAGCUGACCCUCGAGUGGCAGCACUCAAAGAACUCCUUCCACGACCGUGUCGAGUACGAGCUGCAGUACGCGGUCCUGGGAGCCGCCGAGCUGGAAACAGAGACGCCCAAGGGACGGAGCAGCAGCUCCAGCGGCAGCGCCAGCGGAGCUCCCCUCAAUCUGGCCAACCAGGACUACCGUCAGCUGUACCGCGGCCCCGAGACCAAGUUCACCAUCGACAAUCUAGCCGCGGGUACCUGCUACCAAUUCCGCGUGUGUCCCGUGCGGAUAGCCUCCGGCGGAGAGCUGCUCUACGGGCAGCCGUCGAGUCCGCUGCGGUAUCAGGUGCCCAGCGAGCUGGAUCCCAGCUCGGCCACCUGCCACCACCUGCAUGGCUCCACGUCCCCCAAUACGGCCACACACUCGCAGCGGAGCAGCCGGAAGCUGUCGGCGGGCAAUGGCUCCACCAAUGGCCUGCACCUGAGGUCCGUGAGUGCCUCGGCCAUCAGUGGCUGCAGCGGCGUGGGAGCCGAUCCGCUCGCCAUCGGCCGGCUGCAGCAGGAGCUGUCGAGCUUCAACGCCUGCGGCGAUCCACUGCGUCAUCAUCAUGGAAAUGAAUCCGCAAUGAGAUGUGAAAUGGCUCACUUUCACCAUCAUCACCAUCAACCGUGCGGCGGAGAUGGCAACGCUUCGUCCGGCUCCUCCACGGCGGGCUCCAGCUGCGCCGGCUCCAAUCUCCUUCUGCGCGGCAACCACAUGCAUCACACGCACCAUAUGCACCACUCCCAUCACAUGCACCAUGCCCAUCAUCCGCACGGCGGCGGUGGCGUCGGUGCCAUCAGCGGGAGCUCCUCCACGGCCAUCUCCGCAAGACUGGCCAGCCAGGGCGGCACCCUGCGUCGCUUUGCGGCCAAGAUGACGUCGCUCUACUGCAACCGGAAGCGGCUGAGCGACCAGCAGAAGGCCGUCUGCAUUGUGGUUUCAUUCCUGUUUGUCACCAUCCUGGCGGCGAUGCUGGUCAACAUGCUGCGCGGCUAAAGGCGCCCUCGCCCUCCAACUGGAACAUGCAACACGCGACAUGCAAAUCGAAAACUGAAAGAAGAGUAAGGAAAAUGAUAAAAAAACUAAAAAAAGAAAAACAAAUGCACUUUAUGUCUCAAAGAAGUGAUUCAAACAAUUAGUUGUAAUUAUGUAUUUUGUAUAUAAGCAAAAUCAAAAGAAAUCAAAUUGUAAAUUGUCUAAUUUUAAAGAAACAAAACAAGCAACCAACCAGCAGAAUAAGAACAGAAAAACCUAGAAGAAAACACACACAAUAAACUGUAUUUAAAUGUACACAAAAAAACGAAACUAAUACAUUCACACGUCUCGUCUAAAUGUUUGUAAAUGUUACAAUAAUGGUAUUUACUUACGAGUAUAUGUAAUAUUUGUUGUUGCAAAAAUCGAUGUCACAAAACGAAACGAAAGAAAAGGAAAAGCUAAAGUAAAAGCAAAAGAAUAAUCUCCAUAUGUGCUAUAUAAAGAACUUUGUAAACCCCCCUCUGUAAGGCUCACGAGUACUUGUCAAACCUGUUCCGAAAUGCUUCUCAAACUGUUCAUUUUUUGCGCGUAUGCAGGCAGCUUUGGCAAGAUAUUUGCAUUUGCUCGGCGACGUGUAAAACUAGCAUUUGGUGGCGUGCCCCAGCGCCCUGAAAUACUUAUACAUUCUUGAACCACAUCCGAAUUUUGAAAACAAGUCAGACACACCAUAGGAUUGUAAAUAAUAUAUGUAUCAGGCUACAUCCAUCUAGAAAAGAAACUGAAUAUUCCAAUGAAGGUGGGAAGUUCCACAGCAACACUCGAUGACAAGGUAUAGGGGGCCGCAAAGAUAGUAGAGCAAAUGCAAAACGAUUU
Molecule: messenger RNA, 7598 nt
Organism: Drosophila miranda
Lineage: Eukaryota; Metazoa; Arthropoda; Insecta; Diptera; Drosophilidae
Gene: mtgo
Product: fibronectin type-III domain-containing protein 3A
Exons: 6
Coding region: 357-6746 (2129 amino acids)
Molecular function (GO): protein binding
Source: RefSeq, a predicted model, not a curated record